GUACAGCUGAAGACGAGUAAGGGAAAGAAACUCACCUUCAGGGUCCUCGUCUUGCCCAGGAGCAUGGCAUCCAUCUCCCCCUCCGCCUUCACUCCUUCUCCCCCCCGCACUCCUCCGUUCAUGAAGCAAGAAAUAAAAUAGAAACAAAAAGCUACAAAGAAAAGGACACACGUCUUAAGGGAGCGAUAAGGGUCCGGACGGAUGGAAGGCGGCGUAAACAGGAGUGAGGGAGAGUCUGAGGCGCCGCGCCCAUCCAGAUAACGAAACGCCGCGGCCGGGGAUUGGCGUCGCUGGCUUGAUAGUGAGUUUUUUCAAGAUGUCUGGCAUGAAUUCCAAGAAACAGCCCACAAUCUCGAAGUUUUUUGCCUCCAUGAACAGAGGAGGAGCAAAAAACUUCACCACAGAUGAGGAGAAGAAAGAGAAAAAUCAUGUCCAGGUGGCAGAGGUCAGUGUAUCUCCGGCCAUCAAGCGAGCCAACAGCAGCAGCAAGGGAGGCAGAGGAGGCAAAAGCUCAGCAAAGAAAGCAAAGAUCGAGAAUGACAAGAACAGUCCCCCUUCCUCCUCCCCAACCCAGAACGGCAGCCCCAAGAAGAGGGAGCUUGGAGCGUGGACAAAAACAAGACUCAAUGCUUUUUCUUGUGAUCCAGAGCCUGAGGAGAAUGGGGUAACCUCUAUGGAUGUGGAUGAAGUGGAGUCGUCACCAGAAACUUCCCAAAAGAAUGACAAGAAUGGUGUUGGGAGCAGACUGGAUUCUUUCAAGAACACAAACAACAGCAGCACCAGUCAGUCUUCGUCCGUUGUGGGCCCGUCCUCCUUCAAGGCUGCUCCCCUCAGACCGUUGCCCGGGAUGAAACUGACCCCCCUGGAGCAGCAGGUGGCGGACAUCAAGAACAAGCAGCCUGACGUCCUGCUGUUUGUCGAGUGUGGCUACAAGUACAGGUUUUUUGGCAAUGAUGCAGAAAUUGCUGCCAAGGAACUGAACAUCAUUGCUCACCUGGACCACAGCUUCAUGACGGCCAGCAUCCCCACACACCGCUUGUAUGUGCACGCCCGGCGGCUGGUGGCCAAAGGGUACAAAGUCGGGGUGGUGAAACAGACCGAAACAGCCGCCCUCAAAGCUGCAGGAGGGAACAAGACGGCACCCUUCGGACGGAAACUGACGGCACUGUACACUCGCUCCACCCUGAUCGGGGAGGACGUGACCCCUGGUGUGGGCGGGGCAGGCCUGGAGGAUGGGGACGUGUCGGAGGGGACCACGGCCAUGCUCCUGGUGCUGAGUGAAGUGAAGGGCUCCUCGGGGAAAGACGGCGCUGUUGUCAUCUCCAUAGUGGCCAUCCAGCCCAGCACGGGGGACAUCAUUUAUGACACGUUCGAGGACUCCAAGACAAGGACAGAGCUGUUGAACCGUCUGGACCACCUGCAGCCCGUGGAAGCCGUUGUGUCACCCAGCACCUCGGAGCUCACCACUACCACCAUCACCACAUCAGCCACCAAGAAUGACGACUGCAUCCGAAUCGAGCGCCUGGACGAGAGCAAGUUUGACUACAGCAACUCACUCAAGCUCAUCGUGACCCUGUUUGAAGACGAGGAGGAGAAGGUGAAGCACAUCUCCUGUCUGCCGUCCAGUGUGGUUGGCUGUCUCGGUGCCACGCUGCAGUACCUCGCCGAGUUCAAGCUUGAUGGCAUUGUGAAGAUGGCCGGGUCCAUCGAGAAAUACAGCUCCAGCCGUCACCACAUGCGCCUCUCGGGGGCCACACUGCGUAACCUGGAGGUGCUGGCCAACGCAUCAGACGGGGGCACCAAGGGCAGCCUCUUCUGGGCCCUGGACAACACACAGACAAAGUUUGGGUCCAGGUUGUUGAGGCGGUGGGUCACACAGCCUCUGCUGGAAGCGGGAGAGAUCAAGGAGCGGCAAGACAUGGUGGAGGAGAUGAUGACCUCAGACGCCCCAGUGCUGGUAAAGCUGAAGUCUGCCCUCUACAAGCUGCCAGACUUUGAAAGGGCCAUCACCACCAUUUUCCAUAAGAAGUGCAGCCCCCAUGAGUUCUGGCUGGCAGUGCAGGGCCUCAGCCGCCUCCACUCCGAGCUGUCAAGAGUUGGAGGGAACGUAGAGGACAGUGUCACCUCCCCCGGCCUCGUGGAGCUCCUCCGGGACGUGCUGGAUGGGCUGGCUAACGUCGAGGCCUACGCAGCUAAUAUUAACGAGGCCAGUGCAAAAGAAGGCAAGAAAACUACACUUCUGAGGGAUUUCUCAGAGUACCCAAAUGUUAUAGCGAGGCAGCAGGAAAUAGCAGAUAUGGAGCAGAAGCUGAAUGGUCUUAUUCCGGAUAUUGCAAGGACCCUUGGAGUUCCUGCCUUCAAAUACACAACAGUGUCUGGCCUCGAGUACCUCAUUGAAGUCACCAACUCACGCCUCAAAGCUGUCCCCAAAAACUGGUCUAAGAUAAGCUCGACAAAAGCAGUCAGCAGGUUUCGGUCUCCUGAGAUAGAGAAACACUUCCAGAGGCUACAGCAGCUGAGGGAACAACUGCAGAUGGACUGUCAUGAGGCAUGGAUAAAGGUGCUGGAAUCAUUCUCCAGCCACUACCAUCGCCACCGCCAGGCUGUGAGGUCCCUUGCUACCCUGGAUGCCCUGGUGUCCCUCGCUGCUGUGGCCAAAGCUCAGGGCUACUGCCGACCCACUCUGUCAGAAAAGGGGAGUGGCGGGGCGAUGCUGAAGAUUGUGCAGGGCCGUCACCCGGUGGUUUGUCAGAUUCAGACAGGGGACGAGCAGUAUGUAGCCAACGACACCAACAUGGAGGUUGAUGGGGAGCGUGUGAUGCUUGUAACAGGGCCAAACAUGGGCGGCAAGUCUUGCUACAUGCGGCAGGUGGCCCUCAUCGCCCUAAUGGCCCAGAUGGGAAGCUUUGUGCCAGCCGAGUCAGUUGACAUGACUAUUCUGGACGGCAUCUACACAAGGAUGGGCGCUGCGGACGAGAUCUUCUCUGGACGCAGUACAUUCAUGGUGGAGGUUGGGGAGACAGCUGACAUAAUGCGAGAGGCCACCAAGGACUCUCUGGUGAUCCUGGAUGAGCUUGGCCGCGGCACCUCAACACAUGACGGUGUAGCAGUGGCCAUGGCAGUCCUGGACCACUUCCUUAACCGUGUUGGCUGCCUCACCAUCUUUGUCACCCACUACCUCCCCCUCACCGACUUUGGCCGCAUCUACCCAUCACAAGUGGGCAACUACCACAUGGCAUUUAUUGUGAAUGAUGAAGAAGAGAACAAUGGAGUAGAGGCUGUGACCUUCCUGUAUCAGCUGACCUCAGGGAGUGCCGGCCAGAGCUAUGGCCUCAAUGUGGCCCGCCUGGCCGAGGUGCCCCAGCCCAUCCUCGUCCGGGCCUCCGAGAAGUCAAGUGAACUGGAGAAAACUUGCAUUUCUAAGAGGAAAAGAAUAGAGCUCUUCCAGGAGUUAAUGACGACCAAAGACACUGAGGAACUACGGCAGCAGCUGACAGUGCUGAAAAAUAUGAAUGAGGGAAUAGAUAGUGGAGUGGAGAGUGGAUAGUGGAGUGUCUUAAGUUUCUCCCUCUAACUUCAGCAAGACUGAAGUGUUUAAAAAGUACAAGUGAAAGGUGGUAGGGGGCUCAGUGAGAUUAGGUAAGGGAAGCUGAAAGUGGGAGAUACUUAAGGGUAAUAUUGUAGGAGGAACUGAAGAGGCAAGAGUAUUGUAAGGGGAAAUAAACUGUACAUAAAAUCACCUCAUGGGUAAAUAGAUACUGUAGUGGGAGUUAGCUUGACAUGAAAAAAUGAAGAAGGACUUUUUUGUGGUCAUCUUAUGUAAGGAAUUAAAUCUAGUAAACAACAAAGUAGAUCAGAGGAAGUAAAGGUGUCGGUGAAGAAUAAAACCAUUCAGGGAAUUUUGGGAUGCCUAGCUGAAUCAUCAUGAAAAAUUCUGAAUCCAUAAUUUUACCAUGAGAAUCUUCUUUAGUAGACUUGAAGUAACCACAAACCAUUAAUUUCAAUUCACAAUAGUUAUCAAUGGGACAUUUUGUUGGUCAAUUAGAGACAUUAGUCAUUUUUACUUUGUCUAUCCACUGUUUUGGUCUCUCUCUCUCUCUCUCUCUCUCUCUCUCUCUCUCUCUCUCUCUCUCUCUCUCUCUCUCUCUCUCUCUCUCUCUCCAAAAAUGUCAUCAUUACAUUAUAUACCAUCAUUUUCAUUAUCACUGCCAUCAUUAGUUUCACUUCACAUCAUUAACCAAGUGGUGGAAAUCUCUCUCUGGUGUGUUGUAGUUUGUCUUCAUGGCAUGCUGUGUUUUGUGGAAUGAAUUCAUGUACUAAUAAUUGCAGACUGAUGAUUACUAGUGCAAGGGUUACAGUUUGUUUUUUUAAUAAAUAUAAUCGUCGAUA
Messenger RNA from Eriocheir sinensis (Chinese mitten crab), 4389 nucleotides. Its product is annotated as DNA mismatch repair protein Msh3-like. The transcript has 23 exons. Gene Ontology annotation, biological process: mismatch repair; mitotic recombination. Gene Ontology annotation, cellular component: nucleus. The record is from RefSeq and is a predicted model, not a curated record. The coding region runs from base 317 to 3547 and encodes 1076 amino acids. Lineage: Eukaryota; Metazoa; Arthropoda; Malacostraca; Decapoda; Varunidae. Gene Ontology annotation, molecular function: ATP binding; ATP-dependent DNA damage sensor activity; mismatched DNA binding.